Molecule: messenger RNA, 603 nt
Organism: Cyclocybe aegerita
Lineage: Eukaryota; Fungi; Basidiomycota; Agaricomycetes; Agaricales; Hemipholiotaceae
Source: the annotation of a GenBank genome assembly
AUGGACUCCUCCUCAAGACGCCCGGAUCUCAAACGCAAGCUCGUCGUCGUUGGCGAUGGUGGAUGCGGCAAAACGUGUUUGCUCAUCGUCUACGCCGAGAAUCGCUUUCCAGAAGCUUACAUCCCCACCGUCUUCGAGAACUACGUGACACUCGUGUCGUUCGAGAGCAAGCUAGUCGAGCUCGCGUUAUGGGAUACCGCGGGGCAGGAGGAGUACGAUCGAUUACGGCCGCUGAGCUAUCCGGAAAGCGAUGUUAUCCUAAUAGUCUUCUCGGUCGACUUUCCCACUAGCCUUGCCAACGUUCAAGAUAAAUGGUACCCAGAGGUGUCCCACUUCUGCCCCUCAACACCCCUCCUCCUCAUCGGCACCAAGACCGAUCUCCGUACAGACGCCAGCACCCUCCGUAUGCUCUCCGCACAAGGGCAAGUACCCGUCACAUCAGAGCACGGUGCCGCCGUCGCAAAAGAGAUCGGGGCAGGCUACAAGGAGUGCAGCGCGAAGACAGGCAAAGGUGUCCGGGAAGUUUUUGAUGCAGCCCUACGAGAAAGCAUGCGAGGCCGCUGGGGCAAGGUCAUCAAAGAGAAGAGAUGCGUCAUCGUGUAG